CAUAAAGACCUCGAGAGGGGAACUAGAAGUGGAGCAGGAUGAGCAGGUUGCUUGUGUCCUAUUUUGUUCUAGUGCAUAUUACCUUAGAUGUAGUUGCUCAGUCGGUGGCCUCUCAGCCUGAUCAAGUUAUCAUUUCAAAGCCAGGUGACAAUGUCACAGUGAAAUGUAUCACACCAAAAGGCAAGAGUCCGUAUUUAUUUUGGUAUCAGCAGAGAAUGGGGCAGAUGUUGCGGAUCAUUUGUGUGGCACAGUCAAAUACAGAUCCUCAGUAUUACAAUGAGUUUAAAAACUCACACUUCUCAAUUGAGCGAAUGGAGGGAGCCUUUAACCUGGAAAUCAGAAACAGCACUUGGUCAGACGAAGCCAUGUAUUACUGUGGAAGCAAAAAACCAAACGGGCUCAUUGACUUUGGAAACGGAACUUUUGUAAGAAUAAAAGAUGACACACAGAUGACCAACAACACUGUGGCAGUGAUCCAAAGCCUGACCUCAGAUUCAACUCAUCCAGCACACUCCGAACCUCUUCAGUGUGCAGCAGUCAGAGAGACCGGAACAGAAGAGCUCAGUUUGUUCUGGUUCGGACCAGCUACAAGAGAAUCCCCACCAGGACUUAUCUCUACCUACAGAAACAGCAGUACUUGUGAGACUAGAUCCUUGUUGGGUUGCAUGCAUGAACAGGCCACAAGCAAUGACAGCAAUGCUGCAACCUGCCACUGUGCUGUUAACAAAUGUGGACAAAUGCUGUUUGGGAAUGAAACACCAAGUCAAGCUGAAAGUUCUGUGGACUACAUCAUUCAUGCACUUGGUGGGGCAAUAUGCCUCUGUGCCAUGCUGGACGUUGUUCUUAUUUAUAGUUAUUGCAAAAAGAAAGCAUGCGUGAAUUGCCAAGGACAGUCUUCUAUGCAUGUCCAGACAAAUGCAUGCUUGAGCAGAGAGGCCUCUCAUCAGAAAGACGAGAGUUACACAGUGCUGCAUUUCUCACAGAGAGCAACACCAGGAAACCGCCAGAGAACAGAACCCUUUCAGCAGAGUGUGUAUUCAGAUGUCCGAGGCUAGCAAUGCUAAACACACACUUGAAGAAUAUUCACCACUUCUUCACCAUUACACCUAAACUAUCUUCACAUGUUAAGCUGAACAAUAAUGACAAGUUAUUGGAAUAGGCAGGCUGACAAUUUGUGACUACUGAUUGUUGAAUGAUAAAUAUAACAUUGAUUAGGCAGCCAUCUAAUGUUUAUUAUUAUCUGUAGUAGUAUUAUUUCACUGAAUUGUUUAAUUUGUCUUUGGAAUGUUGAUGUGGUAGAUGUAUAUUUUCCAUGUGCUAUUAAUAAAGAAUUCUUUUAAAAUUCA
Messenger RNA from Sardina pilchardus (European sardine), 1346 nucleotides. RefSeq lists its product as uncharacterized. The record is from RefSeq and is a predicted model, not a curated record. The coding region runs from base 39 to 1055 and encodes 338 amino acids. The transcript is spliced from 6 exons. Gene Ontology annotation, biological process: response to bacterium. Lineage: Eukaryota; Metazoa; Chordata; Actinopteri; Clupeiformes; Clupeidae.